GUCCUUUACAACAGCGCGAUGACUGAGGAAACAUACGACGUGAUCAUCGUUGGAGGCGGUUUCUCGGGAACAUACAGCCUCUAUAAGCUCACGAAGUGCGGUUUCCGAUGCAAGCUGAUCGAGAAAGGGUCAGGGUUUGGUGGGACGUGGUACUGGAACAGGUAUCCUGGUGCGCGGGUGGACACCUAUGUCCCCUUGUACGAGCUCUCCAUUGAGGAGCUGUGGAAGGACUGGGAGUGGAAAGAGGCAUAUCCUUCAGGAGAAGAUCUCUUGACGUAUUUCGAUCACAUUGAUCGGAAACUUGGCUUGCGCCAGCACUGUUUGUUUAACGCCACGGUCAAGAGUGCGCACUGGGACGCACACAACCACUUGUGGAAGGUGGCCGCCGAGGGUAAUACCGGGAUAUACAAAGCGAAAAGCCGCCACAUUGUCUUGGGUGUGGGAAGUUUAUCAACGCCGUAUAUACCGAAAAUCAAAGGGUUAGACAGGUUCGCUGGUAAAUGGGCGCAUACAGCGCAGUGGCCGGCUGAAGGUAUCGAGUUUCGGAAUAAACGAGUCGGCCUUAUCGGAACUGGCGCCAGCGGAGUUCAAGUCGUUCAGGAAGUUGGGCCUAAGGCACAAGAGCUUGUCGUGUUUCAACGGACACCGAACAUGGCUGUACCUAUGCGGCAACGCCCUUUGCAGUCGAAUGAUCAAGCACUCGCAAAAGCCUCGUAUCCAGAAACUCAUCAAAGACGCCGCCAUACCUUUGGGACGUUCGACUACGACCUGAACGGACGCGAGACAAAUGACGAUACAGACGAACAGAGAGAGUUGGUCUACGAGGAGCUGUGGGACUUGGGAGGGUUUCGCCCUUUGAUUGGAGGGUACAUCGACGUUCUCUCGUCCAAACACGCUAAUGAUUUGUUGUACGCGUUUUGGAGGAAGAAGGUUUGCGAACGAAUCAGUGACAACGGGAAGCGUGCUAUCCUCGCACCUGAGACGCCACCACAUCCUUUUGGCGCAAAGAGAGUCUCUCUCGAGCAAAACUAUUGGGAAGUCAUGUGUCAGAGUAACAUUGACCUUGUAAACGUAAACGAGGAGCCCGUUAUCGAGGUAACGGCCACGGGAGUCAGGACGACGAGGCAGGAAUAUGAGUUUGAUGUAAUAAUAUUGGCUACGGGGUUUGAUGGGUACACGGGAAGCUUCCUCCAGAUCGACAUCCGAGGUGAGGGCGGCAGAACAAUCCAGGAACAUUGGAAAGAUGGUGUCAAAAGCUAUCUUGGGACGUCCAUCGACCAGUUCCCGAACUUGUGGUACAUCUAUGGUCCUCACGGGCCAGCCGCGCUAAACACAGCACCUGUCGUCGCGGAGAUCCAGACCGACUGGCUUGCAGGUUUACUUGAACACCUACGGAACCAAAGUAUCACCAAAGCGGUAGCAAAAUCUACUGCUGCGGACGUAUACAGCCGUCAUGUGUGCGACAUUGCGCCUCCGCUGGUGCUCCAAGCCAAUAGUUGGUACUUGGGCGCCAACGUCCCCGGUAAGAUGCGGGCGAUCCGAGACUACAUGGGUGGGGUGCCCGCAUACAUAAGUGAGCUUGCAAAGGAGGUUGAAGAAGGGUACCCAGGCUUCCAAACGUCCGGACCUGAGACAGGGUAA
This is a messenger RNA of Coniophora puteana RWD-64-598 SS2, 1641 nucleotides long. RefSeq names its product cyclohexanone monooxygenase. NCBI's taxonomy places the organism in Eukaryota, Fungi, Basidiomycota, Agaricomycetes, Boletales, Coniophoraceae. Gene Ontology annotation, molecular function: N,N-dimethylaniline monooxygenase activity; NADP binding; flavin adenine dinucleotide binding. The transcript is spliced from 7 exons. The record is from RefSeq and is a predicted model, not a curated record. The coding region runs from base 19 to 1641 and encodes 540 amino acids.